Molecule: messenger RNA, 675 nt
Organism: Akanthomyces muscarius
Lineage: Eukaryota; Fungi; Ascomycota; Sordariomycetes; Hypocreales; Cordycipitaceae
Exons: 1
Coding region: 1-675 (224 amino acids)
Source: RefSeq, a predicted model, not a curated record
AUGUCUGAAGAGCAAAUCACACAAGUUGGCCCAAGAAAUGAGGCCCGCAGCGCGUCGACAGCGUUGCAAAGAGUCAUCAGAUCGACUGAGGAAGCAGAGUUACCACAUCAGCUGACUACCCUGGAAAGAAUCAAGGCUAUUCAAAAUGAGAUUUCUAGGAUCCAAACCACCAAUAAAUGUCGAGAUAGCGAGGCUAGGCUCUAUAUGUCACUAGCAUCGCUACUAAAGGAACUUGGCAACGAACGCACCAAACGCACGAAAGGCAGCGACCGCAACGACCACACCGACCGCAACGACGGCGCCCCAGAGGUUGAAUUGGCGGGCAAAAUAGCUCAGCUGUGCAACAGCCGCGAAAACGCAGGAAGAUCUGAAAGUACAGGCAAGUUCGAGCAAGAGGCUUACGACAGGCUUCUGUGGUUCUCAACUUCGUGGAACGAGGUCGACACUCUGAGGGUCACAGGUAAAGCUGAAGAGGGCCGCCUUCUGGCCAUCGAGCUCUUCAAUGUCCAGAAGAAAUGGAAGUUUACCAGUUACCCGAGCGAGAUCUGGAGGAAGCAAGGGAACUGUGAGGUGGUUCUUAAACUCGAAGCGGAUUGGAAAGAGUCUUUUAGCAUAGCUGAUAGGCUUAUGGCAUUCGAACUGCUAGAUGCGUCUGCGGAGCAAAAGUCAAGAUAA